ACCACCUCACUUUGGGUCUGUGCAUGUAUGAUUUUCAUCUGAUCAUCUUAAACCUUUAUCAGCUGCACUUGGAAGUUUUCAGCUCAACUUACUUAUUUAUUUAAAUCCUGUGGUUAGUGUGUGAGCAACAGCAGCACCAUAAAGUCCUCAAUGAAACACAAAGAAAGACGUGACUACGUGUUGACAUCCGUCGUUGUCCCAGCAUCGGGGCUUGUUAUUUAUCAAGUGUCUCAGGAUCCCAUGGGAGUUCAUGAGGAUAUUUAUGUUAAUUAUGGAUCCUACACUGACUUUCAGGAACAGAGGGAUGUCUCUUUGGCAAGGGUGUGACCACAGAACCCGUCUCCACCAAUAGGAAAGCAGCGUUGUGCGCGAGUCUCAGGCUCCAUGGAGGUAAACCUGAGACAAACGACUGCACAGAGGAAAAUGUCCAGAUGACGUCAGAUGACACGGUCUAACUAUGCUGACAUAGCAGGCUGAACAGCUGAUUGACUUCUCAACCACACAUCCUUCCUCCUGUCGCUGCCCACCCACCGUCCGUCCAGCCAUGUUGCUGAGGAAGAAGUUGUGCGUUGUUGUGGUGAUCGCUGCCAUCCUCUUCCUCAUGCUCGCCAGUCACAGCAUCCAGAGGAGAUAUGUCUUGCCUGGGUCAUCAUCCUUGCCCACCAUUUGGGCCACGCCCCCCAGCAGGCAGGCAGUGCAUCUUGCUGACGUGACCCCUGAACCGCCCCAGACGCACCCUCCUCCCACCCCCACCGAGCCUGAGGCCGAGGAGGAGGCUGUAGAUGACUCCCAGCCUUACCCGAGGUCUUGUGGUUGUCCUGAGUCCUGUGUUUCGGACCUCGGGUCAUCGGACUGGUUCAGCCGAAACUAUGACCCCAAACAGCAGCCCAUCCUCCGAAGCUUCAACAACAAUUUUGACCCUGAAGCACUCAGAUGGUGGCUGAGUCUUCAGCGGUCCGGUAACGACCAGACUCUAGAGAAAGUGAUGUCAGAGAUGUUCCAGGUCAUUUCCCCACCCACUGUGGACUUAAGUCCCCACCCCUCUCGUUGCCGUAGUUGUGCAGUGGUCGGCAACUCCGGCAACCUGCGAGGGUCCAGAAACGGCAAGCUGAUCGACUCCCACAACUCCGUGAUCCGGAUGAACAAGGCAGUGACUAAAGGAUUUGAGAAAGACGUCGGGAAUCGGACCACACAUCACUUCCUGUACCCAGAGAGCGCGGUGGACGUUGCGCGAGGGGUCAGCCUCGUCCUGCUGCCUUUCAAACUGAGAGAUCUGGAGUGGCUGACCAGUGCGCUGUCCACCGGCCAGGUCAAGAUGACCUACAUGAGGGUUAAAGAGAGAGUGGAGGCCGAUAAAGACAAGGUUCUGGUGGUGAACCCGGAGUUCUUCAAGUACGUUCAUGAUCACUGGACCGAGAAUCAUGGUCGCUACCCCUCCACCGGCAUGCUGGCUAUCAUCUUUGCCCUACACACCUGUGACAAGGUGUCUGUGUUCGGUUACGGUGCAGACAAGCAGGGGAACUGGCAUCACUACUGGGAAGAGAAUCGCUACGCCGGAGCCUUCAGGAAGACCGGCGUCCACAGCGCCGACUUUGAGACGAAGGUCAUUCUCCACCUCGCCAAGGAAGGCAAGAUCAGUCUGCACGUGUGACACAACAACUGACGGACCCACCCACCUGCAGGCAGACCCACAGAUGUCCUUACGGACCUGCUUACUGACCAACAGAUCAUUCACCACUUUAUUUUAGAGACCAAGAACCACCUGCAUCUUUUCUGGUGUCCAGUUGAAUCUGGUUGAUUGCUGCUGAGCGUCGGCACGCGCAGCUGUCGUCUGACUGUUAAACCAAAUUGGAGCCAGCUCUGGACCAUAUGGUUGCCAGAUUUGGACAUAACAGGAAUCAGACCUGUGUACUUCUUGCAUAUUAUAAUCAUCGUCCUCGUGUCUGCCCUGAUUCAGACGUCCAGGUAUGUUGGAUUGAGGCUGCUGUUGGGGCCCAAACAUUUUUUGAUACAUAGGUUAACUGUGGAUGGACUUUUUUGGGGGUGAGACGGGCUAAGCCUGCAAACUCCAGCUGGUCGGGGGGGGGACUGGGGUGGGGGCUCGGAUUUCCUCCCUCAUGCAGACUCCUGCUGGUUAAAAUGACUUCCAGCCCAACUUGAACAAAUAGAGACUUUUUUGGGGGCUCUCCACUGUUCACAGAGACAGACCGUCCUGCCGUCUACGACUGCGUGGAUCGACCACACAAGUUUUGCUCUGAGCGGGAAACAACCACAGACUUUUUAUAUCUUUUUUAUUGGAUUUUAUAGACAUUAUACAGGGAUAACCUCCUUUUCUAAUCAAAGCACUUUGCCCUGAAGAAGAAAUGGCAUGAGGCCAUGUUGUUACUCAUCUGUCCAGCCAUGUUACAAGACUUUUUAUUUUUUUGUUUUUUAAAUAUCAUUUAUAAUCCAUCCAUUUAUUCUUAUCUUAAUGCAAACCGUCCUGAUCUAGAAGAUCCUGACAGACUGGAAAAAGGGCGACAGUUUUUAAGUUUUACGUCCUAUCAACAUUUUUUAAAUUUUUUUUUUUUACCUAAACCAAUGUCACUUCCUGUCUUGACCAUAUAUGGAAGCAGUGAGUGGGAGGAGCCUGUGUGAGGUACUCAGCCUGUGGUUAUGAUGCUUCUACAGUCUGCAAGUUUUCAUCUGAUUUCACUGAUUGUUCAAAACA
Messenger RNA from Toxotes jaculatrix (banded archerfish), 2710 nucleotides. It is a transcript of the gene st3gal8, whose product is annotated as ST3 beta-galactoside alpha-2,3-sialyltransferase 8. Gene Ontology annotation, molecular function: beta-galactoside (CMP) alpha-2,3-sialyltransferase activity. Lineage: Eukaryota; Metazoa; Chordata; Actinopteri; Toxotidae. Bases 545 to 1651 code for a protein of 368 amino acids. The transcript has 9 exons. The record is from RefSeq and is a predicted model, not a curated record.